AUGUCUGGCUCCAAUCUACACAACGCUCUUCUCCGCCCGCCAAUUAUCCAGAUCCUGCGCGCAGCAGGCUUUCAUGCAACGCGACCAUCCGUUUUAGACACCCUCGCUGACCUUACCGCCCAAUACAUCAUGAUCCUUGCUUCAUCUGCGACUACCCAUGCUGCCAACGCUCAUCCACAUGACCCUGUUCCGGUCUUAGAAGAUAUCUACCAAGCCUUGCAAGAUGCAGGCGCGCUACGACCCCAGCUUCGAGAGUGGGAGGAGGACUGGCAGGGAGAAGAGGAUAUGCGAGGAUUGGAGGGCUUUCUGUCAUGGUUCACCGGGCCGGCCAACCGGGAGAUUCGACGGAUUGCUGGAUUUGUGCCCAGCGAAGGCGACAUGGUCGAUGCGGACGCUCUCGAGAAAGAAGACUUUUUGACGGCAUUGAAGAAGAAACACAGCAAAACCGGCGAAGAGUCGAGAUAUGCGGGAACUGUGCUAGGAAAGAAUGCCGACGAGCAUCCUAUUAUCAUCGAGGGCGGCGCGCCCAGUCUCCAGGACUGGGGUUCACAAAUGCGGUCGCGGGCGCCGUACAUGGCUGACAGCGAUUCGUCUGGUGUCAGUAGUGCGCCGAGCAACCUGUCCGAUGGUGAAGGGAUGGAUGUGUGA
Aspergillus niger is the source of this 648-nucleotide messenger RNA. RefSeq lists its product as uncharacterized. The transcript has a single exon. Lineage: Eukaryota; Fungi; Ascomycota; Eurotiomycetes; Eurotiales; Aspergillaceae. The record is from RefSeq and is a predicted model, not a curated record. Gene Ontology annotation, molecular function: protein heterodimerization activity. The coding region runs from base 1 to 648 and encodes 215 amino acids.